UCUUGUUUGUGCAGGAAUCUCCUCCUCUCUCUCUCCUCUCCCUCUACUAAAGACUCUAUGACGGUGCAGAGAGGAAAGAAGCUCAGCAUCUCCAUCCAGGAGCACAUGGCCAUAGACGUCUGUCCUGGUCCCAUCAGACCCAUCCAGCAGAUCUCCGCCUACUUCCCCCGCCUCUCCCCCUCGUCCCCCAUCCCCUCCUCCUUCCCGGUGGCCCUCAGCCCCCCGGCUGCGGCGGCGUCGGUGGGCGGGGCCAACUUGCUGUCCCCGCUCUGGGCCCGGUGGGGGCGGGGCGGGUCGGCGUCCCAGAACAGCAGCGUGGAAACGUCAGUGGACAUCAACAGCGAGGACAGCGACGACAGCACCGCUCUGGGAACGCUGGAGUUCGAGCUGCGCUACGACGUGAGCUGCAGCGAGCUGCGCUGCACCGUGCUGCGGGCCAAGGGUCUGAAGCCCAUGGAUUUCAACGGUUUAGCUGAUCCCUAUGUCAAGCUGCACCUGCUGCCUGGCGCCAGCAAGGCCAACAAGCUGAAGACAAAGACGAUCAGAAACACGUUGAAUCCCUUCUGGAACGAGACGCUCACCUACUGUGGGAUCACAGAGGAGGACAUGCACAGGAAGACGCUCAGGUUGACCGUCUGUGAUGAGGACAAGUUGACUCAUAACGAGUUGAUCGGAGAGUCCCGGGUUCCCCUGAAGCGGGUCAAACCGGACCAGUCCAAACAUUUCCACACAUGCCUGGAGCAUCCGCCGCCGCUGCCGUCCCCCACCGCCAUGGGAGAAGCUCUGAGAGGAAUAUCCUGCUACCUGAGAGAGUGGGAGAACGAGCAGCUGCACAGCCUGGAGGAGCGAGGCCGGCUGCUGCUGUCCCUGCAGUUCCUGCCCUCCGUCCGUCCUGAUGGCGCUGAUGGAGGUGAAGGCCCGCUCAGUGGCGCCCUCUGUGUCGGCGUGAGGCGCUGCACUCACCUGGCGGCCAUGGACGUCAAUGGAUUCUCUGACCCUUAUGUCAAACUAUACCUGAAGCCCGACAUCCUGAAGAAAUCCAAACACAAAACCGCCGUGAUGAAGAAAACCCUGAACCCAGAGUUCAACCAGGAGUUUUUCUAUGACGUCUCGCUGUCAGAGUUGGCCAAGAAGACUCUGGAGGUGACGGUGUGGGACCAUGACCUGGGGCGGUCCAACGACUUCAUUGGUGGCGUCUACCUGAGCUGCCGCUCUCAGGGCGACGCCCUUCGCCACUGGAUGGACUGCCUGAAGAACAAAGGUCAGCGGGUGGAGCGCUGGCACAUCCUGACCAAUGAGCUGCCGCGGAGCUCCAGUCACGACUAACGCUGCCGCCUGCGGUCGGCGCGCCUUCGUCUCUGACCAUCUGGAAACGUUUCAGCAUGUUUACAGGGCGAUCCGCCCCGUCUUGGACCGACACUUCACUCUCUGCAUGAAGCCGUUAUUAUUAUUAUUGAUUAUUGGUCGUAUGAUUUGUGAACUCUUGGAUUUCGGAGCCUUUAAAGUCCCACUGCAGCGUUAGACACUGUCAGUAGAGGCCGGUGACCUCUGACCUUUGCCCUGGUGACGGAGCCGCCUUCAACUGGUCCUUCAGGCUCCGUCCCUUAAUGGAGGAGAGGCUCGUCCCACCGCCUGACGGUCCAGUUCCAGGAGCUUCCAGAGCCAGAGUUGUGAAAAAGUCAAUGAAAUCUGAGUAAACGUUUGCAAUUAGAGAUUACUGAUAAUCCAGAUUAUUGAUAAUCCAGAUGACUGAUAAUCCAGAUGACUGAUAAUCCAGAUGACUGAUAAUCCAGAUGACUGAUAAUCCAGAUUACUGAUAAUCCAGAUUACUGAUGAUCCAGAUUAUUGAUAAUUCAGUAGGUUCUUCAGGGUACUUGUUUGCUCCAGACAAUGUUUUUUGUCAGGAUGGUGUCAAAGGUCAUCUGUUGCCUGGAAUCCAGAAAGGAAGACGAUCCGGCGGACCAGAAACGCUCGGCUCCAUCAGGAUGACGGGAACUGCCGUCAUCCUGGGCAUCAAAGUUUGGCUCAACGAUCCGUCACAAAGCCAAACAUGUCGACGUUACUUCCUGUAGUUCUGAAGGUUCUGGUCGUUCACAUGGAAACUCAACGUCAGAUUAUUAAAUCAGAUUUUAUCCAGAAAUAUCUAUUUCUUUCUCAGCAUUACUGCAUUAAUGCAGCGUAGCAUGGAAACCAGCCUGAGGUUCUGGAGGUCCAGAUUGCUUUGGUAGCGGCCAUCAUUGUUGGUUCUGCCUCCUCUUCCUGACAGAACCUUUUGGAUUGUUUCUGCCGCUGCUUGACUGAAGGGCUCAGAAAACCCAGCGAACCCGAACCAGAACCAGGAGAUGGUACCACAUCACCAUACCACCUCCUGAAACCUGGUUCUGGUUCAUGGCUGCUCUCAU
Poeciliopsis prolifica (blackstripe livebearer) is the source of this 2402-nucleotide messenger RNA. Its product is annotated as double C2-like domain-containing protein alpha. Lineage: Eukaryota; Metazoa; Chordata; Actinopteri; Cyprinodontiformes; Poeciliidae. The transcript is spliced from 11 exons. Bases 58 to 1326 code for a protein of 422 amino acids. The record is from RefSeq and is a predicted model, not a curated record.